Molecule: messenger RNA, 315 nt
Organism: Aureobasidium musti
Lineage: Eukaryota; Fungi; Ascomycota; Dothideomycetes; Dothideales; Saccotheciaceae
Source: the annotation of a GenBank genome assembly
AUGAUCUCAAGCCUAGCAAAGACCCGCAUCGACGAUCUUGUCACUGAGGUCUUCGACGCCGCCCACGAGCGCGCUCAGGGGUUCGCUGCCAUGAUGUGGCAGAGCCUUGUCGAGGAGGAUUUCGGUGCUGGCGGCCUUGCCAUGCGCACUGAGAUCGCAGACGACAUCAGAGACAGGGUUGCUGCUGAGGGUGAGAGCGUUCUCCGCAACACUCGUGAGCUCAAGGGCUACAUCACGGAGGUCCUGAUCACCAAGAUCAACGAGAAGGUCGAGGAGGAGUUCAGCGUUCCUCUCCGCGCCUGGGCCUCUCGCUAA